AUGUCGCACAAGAUUGCACUUAUACUUGGUACUAAUAGCAAUCUCGGGCUGGGGAUCGCAUACAGGCUACUGGAGACAGUCGACCCGACUUCUAGAUUGACUCUAAUAGUGACCUCUAGAACGCUUCCUCGAGCUAGGGAAACAAUCGACAAAAUCAAAGAACAUAACGCACAGAAUGUCAAGAGAUCCGGGAUACUGGAAUUUGAUUAUGUUUUGGUGGAUUUCAGCAAUAUGGUGUCCAUUUUGUGUGCUUCCUACGACCUAAAGAAGCAGUACACCCAGAUAGACUAUGUGUUCUGCAAUGCUGCGCAUGGCGUUUAUAAGGGAAUUGACUGGAUUGGUGCUACCAAGGCAAUUAUCAAAAGACCAAUUGACGCUGUCACAAACCCUGAUUAUAAAAUUCAGCGAGUCGGAGUGAAGUCUGGAGACGGACUUGGGGUUAUGUUCCAGGCUAACGUGUUCGGGCCUUACUACUUCAUCAACUUGAUUUCUACGCUAUUGGCCAACUCAAAAGAUGGGAGGGUAGUCUGGAUUUCUUCUUUGAUGUCAGCUCCGAAGUUUCUUUCUUUUGGCGAUCUUCAGCUUCUGAAGACAGACGAGCCCUACGAGGGCUCCAAAAGACUGCUUAACUUGCUCCAUCUAGCCACAUUCGAGAGUUUCAGGAAAAGGGGCAUCACCACUUACAUAACACAUCCGGGUAUCUUUGUUUCUGCCAAUUGGGUUGCUUCGCUGAAUGUCCUAGCUAAUUGGGGUAUGUUGAUGCUGUUUUAUCUUGCACGUGCACUGGGUUCACCAUGGCAUAACAUCUCUGGAGAAAAUGCCUCCACGGCGCCCAUUUUUGCAGCACUGGAGGCGGAUCCUGUGUCUGAUUCGCAGGCUCUGUUUUAUGGAAGCUCUACAUCUGUUAAUGGAACGACAUCCGUCAAGACGGAAGAGAUAGAUGGCACUGGAGCAGAAGACGUACGGGCAUAUAUUAACGCACUGAGCAAAGAAUGGGACGAAAAAUUGAAAGAUCAGAUAGUUGAGACCAGAGUUGCACAUUUGAAGCCAUGA
Messenger RNA from Kuraishia capsulata CBS 1993, 1053 nucleotides. RefSeq lists its product as uncharacterized. Gene Ontology annotation, biological process: ergosterol biosynthetic process. Bases 1 to 1053 code for a protein of 350 amino acids. Gene Ontology annotation, molecular function: 3-beta-hydroxysteroid 3-dehydrogenase (NADP+) activity. The transcript has a single exon. Gene Ontology annotation, cellular component: lipid droplet; endoplasmic reticulum membrane; mitochondrial outer membrane. The record is from RefSeq and is a predicted model, not a curated record. Lineage: Eukaryota; Fungi; Ascomycota; Pichiomycetes; Pichiales; Pichiaceae.